Molecule: messenger RNA, 3248 nt
Organism: Anarrhichthys ocellatus (wolf-eel)
Lineage: Eukaryota; Metazoa; Chordata; Actinopteri; Perciformes; Anarhichadidae
Exons: 19
Coding region: 180-2942 (920 amino acids)
Biological process (GO): integrin-mediated signaling pathway; T cell receptor signaling pathway; protein localization to plasma membrane
Cellular component (GO): plasma membrane
Molecular function (GO): protein binding
Source: RefSeq, a predicted model, not a curated record
GCACACAGGUGCGUCUGGUUCGCGUCUCGCGGCGGCGCUUUCAAAUUGUUUGUUUUAGCAUAAACAGUGUGUUGGAUUCAUCACGCCAAAAAUGUAUCACCGCAGCCAGCAGCGUCCGCACAGUUAAGACCGCGUCCCAAAUAUACCAAGCUGAACAGUGAUGAACAAAACGAGCGACAAUGGAAGAGGGACUGAGCAACUUCAAAGCUCUGAGGGCCAAAUUUCAGGAAGAGGCCCUCUUGGCUCAAUCCAAAACCAGCCGGCCAGCUGUUUCAGAGAAACCGAAACACCUUCUUCCUCCUGGAAGUCACAGCAGCUCCGUGGUCAGCGGUAUUAAUAUUGUCGUAGAAAACAAGACGGUGGUUGUUCCCCAGGUCACCUUCAGAGAUGGGCUGCGGGCAUCUGGAGGCAAGCGACCAAUUUCCUUUCCGCCGCAACCUCAGCACACCUCCCCCCCAUCUCGGCCAGCUCAUGGAGACGGCACAACGAGGCAGUCCUACAAAGACAGACGCAUGCCUCUGGUGCUUCCUGUCCUGCCUGUAAAAGACCAGAAGACGGAGCCGCAAGCCAAAAAGGAGCACAAACUGGAACCGGAGGCGUGGAGAGAAGUCCUGCCGCACACUAAAAUCAAGAAGAAAGGUUUGCUGCUUCCUUUCAAGUCAGCCAAAGCGCCAAAGGUCAGUGCAGAAAACGGAGAGGAGCCGACGUAUGCCGAUUUGACCACCAGGCCUUCUAGCGCCCCCGGUGGGUCGGUGGAAAAACAAACCGCAGAAGAUGGGGCUUCGCUCCAAAGUGACCAAUCGACUGCUGAGCUCUCCCUCUCCAGCCUCGAUAUCACCCCUCCUCCCGCAGAGACGAGUGUCGAUUCCAACAACAAAUUUAUUAGCACCUUGGAGAGAGCCAAGAAGAGGUUUUCACGCCGGCAGAUGUUGAUCUCUGCCAAAACGAAGAGCUUGCGUACUCCUGACUACGUCUCGAGAGACGAGGCGUUGCCUUUGCCGCUGAAGCGUGUCGGUGUACCCGAGCUACCCGUUCCCUUGCCGGUCUGUCUCCCACACAUUGCCUGUCUGUCGGCCCGGCCUUUCUUCAAAGUAGACCACUCUUCACGCAGGCCUGCGCUGGAUAAGCAGUUCGGCAGGGAUAAAUUUCUUCCCUCUGUCAGGACCGGUGAACCUCAAUCUCCCUCUGCUUCUGGAAGGAAGAGGCCUCUACCUGACUUGAGGACACUGGGGCCAAUCCCACCAAAGCCCCCCAGACCUCCACUAGUAGAUCUCAGCUGUUACCACCGACCCACAGUUAACAAGGUGUCGCCAGGUCUUAGCCAAGCACCAAGCGUAGAGCCAGAGGCUGAGCAGCCAUCCGUCUCCCUCUCUGCUCUAGACGCUCCAGAGUUUCCAGACUUUGAGAAUCCGGAGAUGGGAACGGCCCACAGUGAAGCUGUUAACAUUGGUGCGCUGGAGCUGGAGGCCUUUGGCUUAGUCGGCACUGACCUUCCUCUACCAGAGGACUACGGGCUCUUCGGUUGCGAGGAUCCACAACCGGACUUAUCGGUGUGUGAUCCUUUAGAGUCCUGUAUGAGCGUCGGCGUCCAAGAUCUGAACCUUGGCAGUCACAACAUAAUACCCCUCGAUCCAGCCAGCUUCCCUGAACCAAUAAACUUCUCAGCUUUCCCAGAGCCUGCUGUGUCAGAGCAGUGGUCUCAGGGUGAGGAGGUGAUCACAGAUCCUCUCUCUAGCACUCAGGCUGAUGAGACUGAUCCGGGAGAUGCUGAGUCUCACUCUGCCUCACAGGAAAUGGACUACGCACCGUUGCGUGAUGGGAUUCAAUCACAUGCGAGCGUAUCUCAACAGGACAGUUACUACGAAGCGCACGAUAAUGUGUACGAGGAUGUCGAGAAUCCCAACAAAUUAUUCUCGGGCCAGAACUCGCGUAAGCGAAAAGGUGGUCUGAAGAAUCCAUAUGCUGACAACCAACAUAUGGAGGAGUUGUCUCUUCACAUUUGGCCGCGGAAUCCGUGGGGCAGUGUAUCGGCAGAACAUUCGGGCCAUUAUCACGUCCACAGUAAAGAACGCCAAAGUCCUAACAAUGCUGACCUUAAAGAACAGAAGAAGAGAGAAAAGCAGCGACUGGAAAAGGAGAAAAAAGAGCAAAAAGAAAGGGAGAAGAAGGAAAAUGAAAUGAAAAAGAAGUUCAAAGUGACCGGCGAGGAGGAGGCCAUGUACCACGCCAAGGUGACGGUGGCGAGCAAGGUUCGCAAGCAUGACCUGCCGGUGAAGAGCGGGGACACGGUCGGCAUCAUUCGCACCACCAACUGCCCCAAAGGCAGAUGGUUGGCCCGAGACGCCAACCACAAGUACGGUUACAUUUCAGUGAUGAACGUAGAACUAAAUAUCAAAGAGAUGCUGGAACUUGGCAAGAAGGCCCAAGCAGCUGGACGAGGAGGCAACCUGGAGGGAGAUACCAUCAGCAUCGGGAGCAGAUCCUCUAACCACCCUGUACUAACGAGCAGUUUCACAGAUGACAGUGAAGAGUGGGCCUGUGAAGAUGAGACCCUCUCGCCCUCCAGUGAAAGCCAUAGCUGUCCCCAUCAGACGGCCUCACUGCCCGAGAUGUUAUGUGGCCAUGUCAGCGCCCUGCACACUCUGAGCGAUGCCAACCUGGAAGACCUACACACGCAGACCAGACACGAGGCCCUGCAGAAACUCGCCAUCUUCUUUCAGCACCGCAAAGAGGAAUUAGAUAACAUCCCAGAUGGCGGCGGAGCAACCCCUACGAAUGCUGAGCCAUCAAACUUCUUGUGUGGCGUUGAGGAGCCUCCGUACCUAGCUGGAACUGCUUCCUCCCCCGCCGCUAUAUGCCGACUUCUUCUGAUUACCACACCGGCUGAAGGGAGUAACGUCGCCAUGAAGGAUAUCUGCCACCGAGACCAGUCUGCCAUGUAGUUAAAGUGUUUUCUGAUCCUGGUGCAGUGGAGAAAAGAGACGAUUGUGAAUGGAGCUGCGGAUGUGACAACUAUAAUUACUGUUUCACUUAUUAUAUUUCACAUUGUGUUCUACGCUCUUGUGUUCUCUGAUGUUACUCUUAGUGGAGCACAAACUGAAUCAUUGCACUUAAUCCAAAGAGCGAUGACAUAAAGUAGUCACCGGUCACUUGUAAAGCUUACAAUUAAGGAUUUGGUUGUAAAUGUUUUCUUUGCCUUUUCUUUUUCUCUUGUUUCUGUGUUGCAUCUAAUAAAUAUUUGUUCAUAA